CCACCGCUAGCCACGAUGUUUGUGCCAGGUAUGACCCACUUCCGGUGUCGUUUGCACAUGCCCAGUGGUUGAUGUGUCCUCCUGGUCACCCAAAGACAUUUUUGAAUCGCGAAAUCAAAAGAAUCUUCACUGUUAGCAUCAUAAAGGCAAGACAUCUACAGGCUGCUAGUCACCUCUAUGACGGGCUUUACCGGAAUUUUCUCGAAGCAUUUCGCUUUGGAAACUUGGCGCCAAAGUGCCCCUUUCCCCUUCUCCCCGUUGCCCCCUCUGCUAGUGGGGAAAGACUGGGGGUUGAUGCUAAAUUUAGCCCUGGCCGUAUCACGCUGUCGUUUAUUUACGUCGUUUGAACGGCGCAGUUCCCACGCUACUACAGCAGCGACCAUCCCACUGCUGCAGCCAUUGGCUACUUCAACAUCACUCAAAGCUCAGCGCGAUAUCAGGAGGAAACCUUUCUUCCAUAUUUGGGCAUCCCUUACAACGGCGGGCGAGUUGCACAUGCAAGUAAAUGGCAUUCCUCAGAAGCUUGCGAACACCCGUGCACUCCCCUGUGUGGCCCACAACGCCUGCCGAGUGAGUGAGGGAUGUAUAAAAGGCUUUCACUCGUCAGUGCAGCGGAGAUUCUACCAGAACGAAAUCCUAUCUACACUGCAAGGUUUGAAACCAGUUGACCAACUCAAGCACGGGAAGUGUGUUUUGCAUGUUUUCGAGGUGAAAAGAGGAGAAUCCAUCUUUCUGUGACAACUGUGACGACUCGGCUCCUGACGCUAACGCAUCGUUGACACCGACACUGCACGUGAAUCCAUCCUACAAACUCUUGCAUCGCUGGUUCGACUCCACAGUUAGCCAUGGAAAAAAGCACAAGCAUCUUCUGUCUGCUGACAGUCAGCUUCAUCGUCCUUGUCCAGCUCCAUGCUAGCUGGGCAUUUACACUAAGCCGGGAAGGCGAAACUGAGAUGCAGUCGGACGCGUGGGCUGAUGACAUCAUGGUGGACACGUGGAAUGGCGUGCCUAGAGGAUGUCGUGCCAAGCCUGCUGACGUGUACUUCGUGCUGGACACAGCAAGCGGCACGUCCGACGCGGCGGUGCAGCAGCAGCAGCAGUUCCUGGCCUCCCUGGCGGCGCUGUUCCCGCUGUCCAAGACAGCCGUGCGUGUGGGCAUCAUUUCUGUCGGCCACAGGCCAGAGGUCACCGCUCGCCUGGGCCGCAAGGACAAGAUGGCCGACCUGCAGCAGGCCGUGCACAGCACACCACGUGUCGGAGGGCUCCCUGAUAUCGCGCAGGCGCUAAGGUAUCUCCGGCUGAAAGCCUUCGCACCAGACACGGCCAGGAAGGAAGUGGCCCACGCGGUGAUCAUGAUGACAAACGGAAACUCCCUGAACGCCAAAGAGGCUGCGGCGGAAGCGGAGCUGCUGCGGGGUCAGGGAGUGUACCUGUACGCGGUGUCGACCUCGGCUGAUCAGAAGGUCGACAAGACAGAACUCAUGCGCCUCGCCUCGCAGCCGGCAGACAAAUUUGUUUACGACACCAGCGACUACAACAUCGUCGAGUCUUUGAUAGACCUGCUGCACGUGGAGCUGUGUAAUUACCAAGUCCUGCCCCCUAUCAAAACCAAGGAUGCCAUGUGCGCAAGCCGUCGUCCGACAGAUGUCGCCUUUGUGGUGGAGCACCUUGGUCUGGGCAGCCCCAAGACACAACGCCUUCUCGACUUCAUCCAGUCCAUGCUGUCGGAAAUGGAUCCCGACUCAGACAUCAAGGCCGCCAUCUUGACCAGCAAGGACCCCAUCCCUCGCAAGGCCCUCAGCAGCAAAGUGGACACAAUCCAGCACCUGGAACAGCGCCUGGGCAAAGUUGUCUUCCCCGAUCUAGGAACCUUGCUAAAGAGGGCGCGCAAGACGCUGGGUCAUCGCGUGCGCGGGGAGGAGGAAGUGGAGGACGAGGAGGUGCAGAAGGUGGUGGUGGUCUUCGUCGAUGACUCGGUGGAGAUGACAUCACACGCGCUGGAGGAAGCGCGAGCCAACAAGCGCCACAAGCUCGACACCUACGUCGUCGUGGUCGGCAACCUCACUAAGCCCACCGCCCCUCUCUUGCACGUGGCCAACGGAUCCGACCACGUGAUCUACGUGGACAGCUACGACGACCUUGAGUCCCAGUCUGUGCUGAGCCAGGUCCUGACGACUCUUUGCAGAGGGUUGUAGCGUGGACAGAAUAAUAUCGACAUGAAAUGUUGUGAUGUACAGCCAGACUGUGAUGAAAAGAAGCAGGGGGUGACAUGUGAUGUGAAUGCCAACAUAGGAUUUUAGACUAUUUCCGUCCAUCGUACAACGCUCUGCAGGACCAGUGUGGAAUGAUUCUUUGACGACGACAUCACGUGCCGGUCACGUGAGAUCAUAUGAGGUGGAGAGUGACGCCUCCUAUCACCUGACAGUGUAAGAUCGAUUUGGAGGAGAUAACCCAGCACACAAGGGCAGCCUAGUCUGUGAACACGUUACUGCAUUUAUUCCGGCCAUGUGUGACUGGUAUGUGUGUGUGAGAGAGAGAUUGAGAGAGAGACAGCGAGACAGAGACAGAGUUUUGUGUACGAGCUGAGGUUUUAGUAUUUAUUACUUUUAUAAUGUGACACAGUUCACACAUGAUGCUUUAUAAACAAUGUGUUAAUCGUAUUAACCGCAGAAUUUCCACCUUUGACUCCUUUUGGUCAUCAAGCUGGUUGCCACUCUUGCCACUGUCAGUUGCCAUAACACUGUCAGUUGAGCUGCUAUAGCACUGUCAGUUCAGCUGCCAUAACACUGUCAGUUGAGUUGCCAUAACACUGUCAGUUGAACUGCCAUAACACUGUCAGUUGAACUCAGUUGUGGAAGCUGCUGUCCUGCUACCUGAACCAUUCUGGUUUGAUGUCUUUAGACUCUCUAGCAUCUCUGCUACAAGCUUGUUGUUGCUCUUGAAGCACUGGUAGCGGUAGUCCUCUAUCACUUACUCACAUUUGUAUGUGCGAUGUGUGCAGCCCUGUCUGUGUGGUGAGAGAGGGACUAGGAGAGAGAGAGGGACUAGGAGAGAGGGAACGGAAAGCCGAGUCCUUACAGGCACGCCCGUUCGUUACCCGUAUAGUGCAAAGAAAAUCUCCCCCUCCCACCACGUUGAUCUUGCUACCGGGAAUGUGUAUCUGAUUCGAUGGAAGUUCGGCAAAAGGUAAAGGAGUGAGAGGAAAAGAAACCCUCACCCUCACAGAAAUCAUGGCACCGAUAACAGAGGGUAGGGUCUCUAUCAUAUCCUCCGCAACGACCGAAACAUGUUAGGAGACGACCUUCACCUUGAGAGACAGAGAGAGAGAGACUGCCGUGUCUGUGUGUCGCUGAUGUUGAGACUUUUCGACCUUUACGCUGAGUGAGAGAAAGACAGAAAAAAGAUAGAGAGUGAAAGAAAGAGAUAGAGAGCCUGACGUAUUAUUAUUAUGAGUGAGGUGCUUUAUUAAGACGUUAACAAGAGAGAUUAUUACUUAUCAUGAUCUGCUUUUAUACUGAGAUAUUGUUGUACAAACUGGAGUAACAUUACUACACACCCGGGACUAUGUUCUAGUCAGGUGUAAGCCAUGUGUUUGUAAUGUGUUGAUGAAGACCAAGCAAGCCCUGCAGUGUCCAGUCCUGCACGACCAAUGGUCCAGUGAAGUGUAACCGUCAGAUAACCGCCACAUUCCAUUGACAGUAUUUGUACUUUCCUACACCCACACGUGCAGCAUGACUGGACCGACUGCAGGUUGACGACAGGCCAUGUUAUUCCUGUUGGCAAAUGAACCCGUGAUAUUGUCUUGUAAUAAAUACAUUUGUGUAUAA
Molecule: messenger RNA, 3827 nt
Organism: Pomacea canaliculata
Lineage: Eukaryota; Metazoa; Mollusca; Gastropoda; Architaenioglossa; Ampullariidae
Product: cartilage matrix protein-like
Exons: 7
Coding region: 846-2195 (449 amino acids)
Source: RefSeq, a predicted model, not a curated record